AGCAGGUUACCUCACUGUUUCGAUGCUGAUUCCUAAAUAAGUAGUUUACUUUAGAAAUGAGAAGUAAGCAGGCUUGUUUUUCUUGUUCUGGCUUGGUGUGACCAGCUUAUAUUCUCCUUACAAAAGCCCUUUACUUUGAUGCUCCUACAUAGGAAAGAACUGUGCGAGUAACACCAUUACUGACCUUCACAGCCAUGUCUGCACCAGGCUAUCCAGGCCCACAAAUAGGGUACCCAACUGCUCAGACAGGGGGACAGCAAUUGCCUCUUUACCCCACAGUACAACAACCUGGGCAACCUGCAGGUUACUAUAAUCAGCCUUCAUAUCCUAAUCCACAUUAUUCACAGGGUCAGAGGCCACAGGAUGUACAAGGAGCUGUAGUGGCAAAUGGGCCAGUUCCAGUUGGAGUGCCACCAGGACUUGAAUACUUAACACAGAUCGAUCAGAUUUUAAUUCAUCAGAAAGUUGAAUUAAUUGAAGCUUUCAUUGGGUUUGAAACCAACAAUAAGUAUGUAAUAAAGAACAGCAUGGGGCAGAAGAUCUUUUCUGCCAAAGAGAAAAAUGACUGUUGUACCAGGAAUUGCUGUGGUUCACUUCGCUCCUUUCACAUAAAAAUCAAAGACAAUUCUGACAGAGAGGUCAUUCACCUAGUCCGUCCUUACAGAUGUGCCUGCUGCUGGUGUCCUUGCUGUCUCCAAAAGUUGGAGGUACAAUCCCCACCAGGGACCGUGAUUGGAUAUGUUAUACAGAACUGGCACCCUUGCAAACCCAAAUUCUCGGUUCAGAAUGCCUCAAAAGACACUGUGCUGAAGAUAACUGGACCAUGUCUUUCCUGUAAUUGCUGUAGUGAUGUAAUCUUCAAGGUAACAGAUGCAGAGGAGUCCAAAACUGUAGGGCAGAUCAGGAAACAAUGGAGUGGUCUGCUGAAGGAAGCCUUCACAGAUGCAGAUAACUUUGGCAUUCAGUUCCCAAUGGACCUAGAUGUGAAGAUUAAGGCAGUCUUGAUGGGAGCCUGCUUUCUUAUUGAUUUUAUGUUUUUUGAGAAAGUUGGAGAUGAGAAGCAAAGAAACACAGUUUUCUCCUAAACAGGAUCCAGAAUGGCUCAAAUUAACUAGAUCUUUCUCGUCACCUGCGUGGUUUUCUGCUCUGUGGAUACUAAACUUACUUUCCAGUGACCCUUCAGUAUAUAUGGUUACUCUCAGACAUUGCCUUAGUUGACACAAAAGGCAGAAAUAAAGAGUAGGGACAGCAGAGUGAAAGAAUACAUCAUCAACGUGUGGAUACCUGUCCCGUACCUGAUGGAAAGUCUUCAAUACAAGGACAAGGACAUUGGAUUAAGCUGACAUCAUUUGAUUGCUGUGGCCUUUGUGUUUACUGAAAAGUGGGCUUCCUGAAUAUUGCCAGUACAGGGGUUGCAUAUGAAAUAAGAAAAGUAUAUUCAGUUGCUGAAAAAGCCUAGAGCUGAUGAAACAAUUCUGAAAGUGAGGGGAAAAUGUGAAACAAGAAUAGAUGCAACAGACCCAUUGCAUUAACAUGCAUGUUUGUAAAACUGGACAGUUAAUUAAAUAAGGUUCAUUAAGUCACAUAAAAAAGCCUACUAUAGUGGGCUUUCAACUUAGAAUUCUAUGUUUUGAAAUAAUGGAGUAAUACUUUUAAUUUGAAUUAAAUUCUUGACACACA
Messenger RNA from Protopterus annectens (West African lungfish), 1680 nucleotides. RefSeq names its product phospholipid scramblase 1-like. Bases 195 to 1085 code for a protein of 296 amino acids. Gene Ontology annotation, molecular function: phospholipid scramblase activity. Gene Ontology annotation, cellular component: plasma membrane. The record is from RefSeq and is a predicted model, not a curated record. Lineage: Eukaryota; Metazoa; Chordata; Ceratodontiformes; Protopteridae. The transcript is spliced from 7 exons. Gene Ontology annotation, biological process: plasma membrane phospholipid scrambling.